ACCGAGGCUGCGUCUCCGCUCGUUCAGUCCGACACCACAGGUGCGCGAGAGAGGAAGCCUGUACCACAGACCUCCGAAUUUACCGCUCCACGAUCAUCAAUAACAAACAAAAUGUCAUCCCCUUCGAUUCGUGACUUCUACAAGGGUAGAAACAUCCUUGUGACUGGGGGCACUGGGUUCAUGGGCAAAGUGCUCAUAGAGAAACUGCUGUACUCCGUUCCUGAAGUCGGUAACAUCUAUAUAUUGAUGAGGCCAAAGAGAGGGAAGUCUGUUAGUCAGAGAACCGAAGAUUUGCAACGAUUGAAGCUUUUUGAACGCUUGCGCACUGAAAAUCCCAAUGCCUUAAAGAAAUUAAAACCACUGCAAGGUGAUGUUUUGUUCGACAACUUGGGACUAUCUGAUGCUGAUAUAGAACUGUUAACGCGAGAAGUGUCCGUGGUAUUCCAUUUCGCCGCAACGUUGAGACUGGAUGCGCCAUUGAAAGACAAUGUCAAUAUGAACACCUGUGGCACUCAAAGAGCGAUAGACCUAGCAAAGAGAAUGAAGAAACUACAAAUAUUUGUGCACUUAUCUACGGCUUUUUGUUAUCCUGACUACGAAGUGCUAGGAGAAAAGUGCCACGCUCCGCCAGUCAAGCCAGAUAACGUGAUGAAGCUGAUUGAAUGGCUAGACGACAAACAAGUAGACUUGCUAACCCCAUCUCUACUCGGCCCACAUCCCAAUUGCUACACAUUCUCUAAACGACUCGCUGAGAAUAUUGUUGAACAAGCUUAUCAAGACUUGCCGAUUGUGAUCGCUCGUCCUAGUAUAGUAUGCCCAUCAGUAAAGGAGCCAAUGCCAGGCUGGGUGGACAAUCUAAACGGACCAGUGGGCGUGAUGCUGGGCGCUGGCAAAGGCGUCAUCAGAACCAUGUUGUGUGAUGGCUCUCUGGUAGCUCAGGUCAUCCCAGUCGAUAUCGCUAUCAAUGCCAUUAUUGCUAUAGGAAUGAUUGAAGGAAGUAGGACGGAAAAACCUGAAUCAUUGCCAGUAUACAACGUGAACAACGGUCAUCAAAAACCGACGACGUGGGGAGACGUCCUUUCGGUAGCUAAAGCUUAUGGCAGGAAAUAUCCCCUUUCUUGGCCACUAUGGUACCCGAACGGUGACAUCACCACGAACCCAAUUCUUCACGAGUACAAAAGGAUUUUUUACCACUUAGUUCCUGCUUACCUCAUCGACUUUCUUCUGUUUUUAUUAGGCCAGAAACGACUAAUGAUUCGUAUCCAAGAACGAAUAUCCCGAGGCUUGGAAGUCCUGCAAUAUUUCACAAUGCGACCAUGGAACUUCCCUUGUCCUAACUACGAUGCAGUUAGAGAAAAACUAAAUCCAGAAGAGCAAGCAAUUUUCAAUACCGAUAUCAAGGAUGUGGAUCGCGACGAGUAUAUGAAAAUAUGUAUCGAAGGAGGCAGAGUUUUCUGCUUCAAAGAGGAUCCAAAUAAAGUCCCAAUGAAUAGGGCUUAUCACAAUUUCCUUUACGUACUGGACUGGUUCGUCAAGAUCAUGUUUUGGCUGUUUGUAUUCUCCGUGUUAGCUAGUUGGUUUUCGCCUGUCAAGUCACUAUUCUCUUUAGGGGAGCCUGUUGUCAAGCACCUGCCAUUCUUAGGAAAAGUCAUUGAAAAGCAGGACUAAUACAAAAUGUAUCAUUCAAUGUUUUCUUACUACUGGUGAAGGUCCUUAGAUAAAGGAUAACUGGAAGAAACGAAAAAUACUUUAUAUCGUGUAGGUUUAGUUCUUGCCAAACUUGAUGUUCAUUGAACCAUUUUUUGAUAUCAGAACUUGACAGAGCUGCGAGAGGAGUAUGGGCCAUAUACUUGUAUUGCUCGGAAUGUAGUUGUGAGCCAUUAAGUUUGGCUAGAACAAGUCGUAAAUAAAAUAGGUAUUUUUAUAAUGACUGACGACUGCAUGAUACGAAAAUAUGACUGUGUGAUAUCUGGAUUCUUAUCCCUAGUAAAAAUUUGGUCAGUCGCUUGCUAUUUUAGCCAUGACGUUGUCGGACAAGAUUUUUUUUUAAUACGCAAUAUUUGUAAAAAACAUUAGGACAUGAACAAGACUUAAGCAUUACCUUGUUUAUAUAUUGUUUUCAAAAUAAGACGACAGGAUUACGUCACCACCAUUUCAGGAAAUAUGAACUUCUAAGUCAAAAUUAUUAUAAAAGCUCUUGAGGGUGAGAAAAUAACUAGUCACAUCAGUCUGAAAAUAUAACACUGGACUAAGGACUGAUUUCUUUUACCCUCAUAGAGCGUUUGUUAUCAUAGUAAGAUAGACGGUGUUUCCUCAGGAAUGUGCUAUUAUGAAAGCUAGAACUUAUUACCCAUAAGAGGGCCCAAGUACACCGACGAAAAAAAUAAACGUCCGUUUUUCUUAAAACAACUGUUUACUUUGUAAAUUCAACGUGAAGUCCAUAGUGCCUAAGCAGUUGUCUUAGGAAAACUGACGUACCUAUAUGUCGAGAUCAAAGGGCCCUGAGCCGCUUCGAUAAUCAGCAUUGUACGACAUGGAUCGAUGGAAAACAAAUACUACUGAAUCUGUUCUAGUAGUACCUACUAUGUAGCAUAGAAAACAGCCUUUCUUGGCUGUUAAAAAUACGCACAUAAAGGAAUGUGGUUUACUUAAGAAACUUUGACUGUCCUGGCAACUGUAGUAAAAUGUUUACGGUUACUUUAUUGUAAUAAUGUCUAUAAUAAUAAUGUCUGGACACAUUUUCACACACGGUCGGUUAGCCCCAUGGUAAGUUAUUAAUUAACUUGUGUUAUGGGUGCUAACACAACUGAUAAACUAUAUAUAGCUACAUAUAUACAUAUUGUAACACCCAGACCACGGCCAACAAACAUGCUCAUCACACACAUGUCGACCGAACCGGGAAUCGAACCCGGGUAGUUAAUAAAGUAAGAACUGCUUUGCGGUAAUAUGACAUUGCGAUAGCAAGCUGUAGACAGUUUGUGAAUUCAAUUCUUUUAUCAGUUACUCAAUCAAUACCAAUACCAAUAUUGUGAAUGUUAUCAUUAUCACUGUGUCACAAUCUUUCAUGGAAUACUGAAGACAAGAACUGUACUUAUGCCGAGUCUACCAACAACUUUUCUUAUAACAACUGUUUUCGAAUUUUCAUGUUCUAUUUUCAAAGUAAACGGUGGUUUUAAGAAAAAAGUUUUAAUCUUGUUGGUGUACUUGGGCUUUAGUGAAUUAUUUGUUUUAAGGAGGAGGUGCUCAAUGACUGCUUUUUUUAUACUUUUUUUAUUUAGUUCUGUAAUUGGUUUCGUAUUUUUAUUUUUAAGAACUGUUACAAUCUUUUGUAUUAUGCUACGUUUCAACUGGGCUUAGAUUAAAACACAGCAAAUGAGUAAUAUAGUAUAUUUUUAAAAUAAA
Molecule: messenger RNA, 3402 nt
Organism: Helicoverpa zea (corn earworm)
Lineage: Eukaryota; Metazoa; Arthropoda; Insecta; Lepidoptera; Noctuidae
Product: putative fatty acyl-CoA reductase CG5065
Exons: 8
Coding region: 112-1668 (518 amino acids)
Biological process (GO): long-chain fatty-acyl-CoA metabolic process
Cellular component (GO): peroxisome
Molecular function (GO): alcohol-forming very long-chain fatty acyl-CoA reductase (NADP+) activity
Source: RefSeq, a predicted model, not a curated record